GAAAAGAAUAACGCUGGAGCACGAAACGACCAACAGGGGGGAGCACCGGAGCGACAGAGCGCUUUAAAAAAGACGAAGAAGAAGAAGCGACCUUCGACCCAAAGUCCCGAAUUGAUCGUGGGCCUCGAACGAGGAGCGAACUCGACCGUGUUUUGCUUUGCUGCGGAUCGCCGCCGCUUUUGUCGCUCGGUCUUCUCCAUUUUGGGAUUUCCCGUCUUGUUGAAUCAAGCGCGAAGUGGUGCGCGACUGCAAGAUCGAAGCUACUCCCGCGAGCUGCUAGCUGCGAACAAAGAGCGACGGAGAUUAGCAGCGGAUGCUAAGUGGCGCACACGAGCCGUGAGCGAGGGCCGCAAAAGUCAUCGUUGUUAUUAUUAUUAUUAUUAUUGUUAUCAUCGCCGCCAUCAUCAUGUGCAAAGUGAAGAUGCUGAGAGCUCUGGUCAACCAGCGGCUGAAUGCGGCCGUGGAGGAAAUCUUCGUGGUGCUGGAGAGAACCAUCACCGAGUACGAGGACGAACUUUCUCGAACGAAGGACGAGAACCAGCGACAGCGGCAACUGCUCGACGCGCUCAUCGACGCGAGCACAGCAGCGGACAUCAGUCGAGGCGACGCCACCGAGGAGGAGCCGCAGGAGGAGGCGGAGGAGGGCAGCUCCGGCGGGGAGGACGCCGACGAGCCCGAUCCGAGCUACGACGAAGACGAGCACGGGUGGAGUCCGCUGCGGCCGGCGGUGAAGGAGGAGGAGGAGGACGAUGGGCAGGACGAGGACGAGGACGAAGAAGAGGAGCCCGGCCCCGCGAGCGCCAAGCCUCCCGCGGUCCACGUGGCGGCGGCGGCGGCGGCGGCGCCGGUGAAGAGCCAAGCUACGCAGUCUCAGUUUCUGCAGCCGAAGGAGGAGACCGGCCCUUCGGCGGCCAAGUCCGACAACCACAACCAAAACGAGAACCUGGUGCCCAUAGGCCACCGUCACGUGGGAUACACGGCCGACCACGUGCGAUACGACGCCAAACACUUCAAAUGUUCCCUGUGCGACUCGGCCUUUUUCAAGAUGUCCGAUCUGCAGCGACACAUGAUGAUCCACUCGGGGGAAAAACCCUUCAGUUGCACCGUCUGCCCCAAGCGCUUCAUCCGCAAGGCGCAUCUGGUUUACCACAUGAGGACGCACACGGGCGAAAAACCCUUCACGUGCUCCUUCUGCGGCAAACACUUCUCCCUGAAAGGCAAUUUGAUGCGACACACCAGGAAGCACACGGGCGAAAAACCCUUCAAGUGCACCGAGUGCGACGCCGGCUUCACCGUGCGGCCCGCUUUGAUCCAACACAUGCGAACGCACACGGGCGAAAAACCUUUCAAGUGCACCUUCUGCGGCGAAGGCUUCGCCCAGAGGGGGCAUCUGAUCGGCCACACCAGAAUCCACACCGGGGAGAAGCCCUUCUCGUGCAACGUCUGCGGCAAGAAGUUCUCCAUCAGGGGGACGCUCAACGUGCACGCGCGAACCCACACGGGCGAAAAGCCCUUCAGCUGCGACGCGUGCGAAGGCAAAUUCUCUCACAAGCAUCAGCUGAGCAAACACGCGUGCGCCGGCGAGGGCAGCAGCGCUCAAAUGGAUUUCCAGGAGCCGAGGGCGCCCAUCUCUGACGUCACUACAGUGUCGACCUAUCGGGUCACGCGAAAGAAAAAAUGCGGAAGUUGGUGCGCGGGCUUUUGCGGAUUGGCGGACGAACACGUCCGGCAGCUCCAGACGGAGCUCCCCCGCGUCAAAGAGGAGCAGGACGAUGUGGACAUAAGUCGGCAAGAUGCCGAGAAGGAGGCCCGAACCGGCGGGUUCCCGGUCAUCCGAGUCAUCGUGAAGGCUGAAGACGAAGAAGAUGAAGGAACAGAAACCGACGCCCGAGGCCAGGCGGCGAGUCAGGCCGACGGCGCCUCGGAAUGUUCGCAGUGCGACCAGACCCGCGGCGAAACCUCCGACUCCGUAGCGCGCACGAGGAGUCACGCGGAAGAGGAAAUCUUCAUCUGCCCGUUUUGCGGCAAAAGCUUCAACCGGCAGGAACACUUGAUCGGCCACACCGUGAUCCACACGGGAGAGAAACCCUUCGUCUGCUCCAUCUGCGGCGGGAGCUUCUCACUCAAAGGGACGCUGAUGAUCCACAUGAGGACGCACAGCGGCGAGAGACCUUUUCCCUGCUCCGUUUGCGGCGAAAGAUUCUCCCAGAAAGUCAACUUGACAACCCACAUGAGGACGCACACUGGGGAGAAACCUUUCUCCUGCUCGGUAUGUGGCGAGAAAUUCUCCCAGAAAGGAAACUUGAUGAAGCACAUGAGGACGCACACCGGGGAGAAACCCUUUCCCUGCUCGGUUUGCGGUGAAAAGUUCUCCCAGAAAGGAAAUCUGGUGAUCCACAUGAGGACGCACACGGGGGAGAAACCUUUCCCCUGCUCUGUGUGCGGCAAAAAGUUUGCUCUGAAAGGCAGCUUGCGCAAACACACCAGAACGCACACCGGCGAGAAACCUUUCGCGUGUUCCGUCUGCGGCGAGAGUUUUGCGCAGAAAGGCAAUCUGAACAUUCACGCCAGGAAACACACGGGAGAAAAAGCCUUCAGCUGCAGCGCGUGUGAGGGAAGGUUUGCGAGUAGAAGUCAGCUCAGCAAACACACGUGCGCCGAGUGUGCGGAAAACAAUCCGUUGUCGUCGGGGGCGGGCGAAGAAGAGGCCCGCGCCGUCCUUCACGUCAGCUGCCAACCGCCGGAACGGGCUCGCGGGAAUGACGCCCACGCCGGACCUCCGAACAGCGACGCGUCCAAACGGAGCGCACGACCGAAUUCAGAUUUGAUUGCACGAUGCAGAAACGCGUCAGAAGCAAAUGCACCGGCGAUGGCGGAGUGCGACGCAGCGAGAAAACCCGUAAGGUGGUCAGCCGGCGGUCCCUCCUUCCUGGGUCGGAGCGACGAGGUGCAGCCGGAUCGCAAGCCGACUCCCUUGGCCGCCGUCUGCUUUGGAUGUGUUUUGACGCUCGCCUUCUUGGAUCCCGCAGAUGUCCGUCGAGAAGAUCUCGGGCGGUGGCGCUCCGGCGCGGUCGAAGAGACUCGCGUCAAACAGGAAGUGGAGGAGGUGGACCUCAGUCGAGAGGCAGGAGAGCUUCUCCGAGGUCCGCAGGAGGAGGAGGAGGAGGAGGACUCUGACGUCGGCCACUUCCCGCUGAUUCGAGUCGUCGUGAAGGGCGAAGACGACGACGACGAGGAAGCUCGGCCGUCUCAGCUUCGUCGCCGUCGGAGCGAGUCGGGAGCGGACAGCGACAACCGCACAGAGGACGACGAAGGCCCCAAAGGGGCUCGCGGCGGCGGCGGCGGCGGCAAGCGCUUCAAAUGUUCCGAGUGCGCAAAAGGUUUCGGCACCAAGAGAAAUCUAAAAACGCACAUGAGGACCCACACGGGAGAAAAACCCUUCAUCUGCUCCAUCUGCGGUGGCGGCUUCUCCCUGAAGUGCACUCUCGUGAUCCACAUGAGAACGCACACGGGCGAGAAACCCUUUCCGUGCGCCGUUUGCGGCGAGCGGUUCUCUCAGAAGGUCAACUUGACGAAACACGUGAGGAAGCACACCGGAGAGAAACCCUUUCCCUGCUCCACGUGCGGCGAGCGAUUCUCCCAGAAGGGCAACUUGAUGAUCCACAUGAGGUGGCACACGGGGGAGAAACCCUUCCGCUGUCCGGUUUGCGGCGAGCGCUUCUCCCAAAAGGGGAAUCUGAUGAUCCACACGAGGACGCACACGGGGGAAAAGCCCUUUCCCUGCUCCGUGUGCGGUCAGACCUUCUCGCGCAAAGACAUCUUGGCCAAGCACACCAGGACGCACACGGGCGAGAAACCUUUCGCUUGCUCGGUCUGCGGCGAAAAGUUCACGCAAAGCGGCAACUUGAAGACGCACAGCAGGACGCACACGGGAGAGAAACCGUACAGCUGUCGCCUGUGCCACCUCAACUUUGCGUACAAGUAUCAACUCAAGAAACACGAGUGCGCUCCGGGUGCGGGCGCCGGCGGACACUGAGGACACUGAGCUUCCUUCGCUCGUCGUCGUCCCGCCCGGAGGAAAUCGCGUGGCCUUUUGUAGUCGCAGCACGUGAACGUCAGGACGGUGAUCCCGCGUGGACGUCCUCUGGAAUACUUGCAACUUUUCUGAUUCCGUAACGUGGUGGUAUUUUAGUCGGGAACGGAUCUCGUUUCCGUGCUCGCGUCCGAUUUGCCCUUGUGACUGUUUUUGCGGCUGCUCGGGCAGACGUGCCGCGUUCACAUAAUCUGAUUUCCAGCUGCCGCGUGUCUCCAAACGCGUUUACCGCACCAUGCGCGUCGCGCUCUCAUCAUUGAUGGACAAAUAUUUUCACAUCAGAACAUUACCAAAGGCUCCCGCUCUGCUGCUGUCCGUGCUUUUCUAAUCUUCUCCUC
This is a messenger RNA of Syngnathoides biaculeatus (alligator pipefish), 4431 nucleotides long. RefSeq names its product zinc finger protein 337-like. Gene Ontology annotation, molecular function: DNA-binding transcription factor activity; RNA polymerase II cis-regulatory region sequence-specific DNA binding. The transcript has 9 exons. Lineage: Eukaryota; Metazoa; Chordata; Actinopteri; Syngnathiformes; Syngnathidae. The record is from RefSeq and is a predicted model, not a curated record. The coding region runs from base 407 to 4036 and encodes 1209 amino acids. Gene Ontology annotation, biological process: regulation of transcription by RNA polymerase II.